CGUACGCAAAGGACUAUGAAUAAACUACUGCCGCUAAUCGUAGUGGCAGUCACGGCGGCCGGUUGGUUGCACGUCACCGCCGGUAGUUAUACAUUGGAAUUGGAUUCGGUGAUGGAAAAUCAGCUGAAAAAUCUGACUUGUGUAUCUUACUGCGACCACUGUGAAUGCCUAGGCAAAUUUAAUCAGGAGAAAGAUAAGUGCACCUGCAACUGCCCGGAAGGAGCUGGAGAUGACGAAUGUAUCGCCGAAGUGCUGGAAACCAAACGAAUGAUCGGUCUGAACUAUACAUUAGAGGUGAAGCAUGCGGAACGGAGCCAGACCGUUGCACUCUCCAGAGUACGAAGGCAAGUUAUAGGACGGGCGCGAAAUCGUCGACAGCAAAGACCCAACAAUCGUCGCAGACCGCGGCCCACAAUCUCGCCUCGUCCGAAUAGACGAAAUAAUCGUCGACGCACUACAAUCACAACUGUUAUACCACCGGCGACUUAGAACUGUUGAUUACAGCCUCUAUUUUAAACAAAAUAUUUUGGAAAAAAAUAUCGUGAUACGUCUAAAUUAUCUUACCCAGCGCAAUUUAGGAUGAAUAAAAUUCAAAAUUACUACCGAAAAAUCAAAAUAGCUAGUGAUAAAAACAAAUCUGAAAAAGAGUAGAAGCUUCGCCAUCAUCCGCAGUCAGUGAUUUCAUUCGUUUGUCUCAUAUUACAGUCAGAGCUGCCUUCUAGAAGGCAUUCAUCCCAACUCAUUCAACUCAUGAGAAAACCAUGAUACUGUGUACUACUGUUUCUCAUAGGCUGCUAGAAUCAAUAAAUAAAA
Messenger RNA from Wyeomyia smithii (pitcher-plant mosquito), 813 nucleotides. RefSeq lists its product as uncharacterized. The coding region runs from base 16 to 489 and encodes 157 amino acids. Lineage: Eukaryota; Metazoa; Arthropoda; Insecta; Diptera; Culicidae. The transcript has 2 exons. The record is from RefSeq and is a predicted model, not a curated record.